AUGUCUUCCUCACGACCAUCCUCCAUAACGGCCAUGCCCACCUCCACCUCGGCCCAGUCCCGCUUUCUCGAGGGCUCCAUGAACGACCGCACCAGCAACGUCCCGCCGCCCGAGUUCAUGGGCCAGAGCCCUUCCCUGGCCCAGCAGCAGUCCUUCGAGCGCCAGUUCGGCUACAACCCGGUCUCGGGCCAGUCGGUCUCGCUGCCCCAGAUCCAGUCCUCCGCGAGCUCCUCCUCGGGGCCUCCUGGCCGCCCGCGCGUCACCUCGGGCAACCGCAACUCGGUCCAGUCGACGGCCAGCGACGCCUCGGUCGCCUCCAAGCGCAGCUUCUUUGCGCGCCUCGGCGACGGCGUGCGCGAGCGCCUGAGCUUCGUCGGCCGGUCGCGCUCCACGAGCACGGUGGGCAGCUGGAAGGCCGGCGCCGGCGCCGGCGCUACAGAGUCGAGGGACGCGCAGAGGAGGGACGAGGUACAACACGAGGCGCCCGCGCAGGCGCAGCAGCUGGAGCUGCACACCGUUCAUAUUGGCAACAGCCACAACGACAGCGAAGGCGACGUCAAUAUGGAGCAGGCGCCGCCCCUGGACCCUUCAGAGCAGCAGCAGCAGCAGCCCACGAGCAUGCCACCGUCACUACCGGCUGCUUUUACCACAUCCUCCUCCUCGGGCUCGGGUGCUCGACCUUCGCCGGACGAGAUCAUGGCCUCGUACAAGCAGCUCCAGCAAUCGGGCUUCUUCUCGGCCCACGCCAUACAGUCCACGCGGCACGUCCCGCCCCCCUCAGCGGCAAACUUGCCUCCUCUGCCCCCUCCCCCGCAACAGGCAGCUCCGGCGCCUCCCUUGCUCUUCUCCAAGCCCCUGCCGGACCUGCCCGCCUUCGAACCCCUGCCCACCAUCCCCUCUACUGGCGCGCAGGUCGGCAGCCCGACUAUCGCCCAGGGCUUGCAGCAGCAGCAGCAGCAGCAGGAGCAGCGCGGUACCAAGCGCUCCCAGGCCGACGCCGGCGUGUCCUCGGCGAGCGGCAGCGGCGCCGCGCGCAAGCUCGUCAAGAAGCUGCGCAAGAGCACCUCGCGCUUCGGGUCGGACCUCAACACCAGCCUGCGCCGCACGGGCUCCUUCAAGAGGCCCGGCUCGUCUGCGUCGGCUUCCGCAUCAGUGCCCGCUACUACCACCACGCCGUCCACAGUGGCGGCAGAACAGACUUCGCGCCCGUCCCUGUCGGCCAUCCAGAGGCCGCCCUCGGCCUCCCAAGCCUCGUCGGGCGGCGGCGGCUCCAUCCUCACGUCGCGCCGCUCCCUGAGCGCCUCGUUCCGCGGCGGUCGGGGCCGCGACAGGGAGCCCGUGCCGCAGUUCUACAUCCCCGCCAUCUCUGCCAACGGUGGGCAGAUCGACGGCGGCAGCAUAGCCGGCGGCGGUGGCAGCAGGGGGCGGAACAAGCUCUCCAAGAGGACGUCGCGCUCCCGCUCGCGCAGCCGGAACCGCGGCGGCAGCAGCGCCCGCAGCGCGUCUAGGUCGCCUGCUCGGGCGGCUGGGGGUCACCAGGGACGCCGGUCGCCGUCGCCGGCUGCGCGGGCGCUGGCCCGCCGGCCCAAGUCGGCCGACUCGGUCGUGGCGCAGGCCCCGGCGCAGGUGCAGAGCCAGAAGGAGAACCAGAACCACCAGCAGCAGCCGGCGCCGGGCCAGGAGAACGUGCCCCCCCCGGCGGUGGCGCUGGCGGCCGCGCACUCGUUCCACUACCCGCAGCGCGUGCGCGUCGGGCGGCCCGAGCCCCUCGCCGCGGUCGUGGUGCCCGACUCGAACCGCGGCAUCCCCGUCGUGCCGCGGAUCCCCGACGAGUUCAAGUUCAGCGUCGGCCUGCGGAGCCGGCCCGGCAGCGGGGGCGGGGGCGACGGCGCGGCCAAGGGCGACGGCGCGGGCUUUGGCGUGAGCUGCGUCGGCGUCGCUAGCGACGACGAGGACGCCGUCGGGUCCGGGGACGAGGAGGUCCGCGUCGCUGUUGCGGUGCCGAUUCUGAGGGUCCCCAGCCUGAGGAGGUAG
Molecule: messenger RNA, 2034 nt
Organism: Thyridium curvatum
Lineage: Eukaryota; Fungi; Ascomycota; Sordariomycetes; Thyridiales; Thyridiaceae
Exons: 1
Coding region: 1-2034 (677 amino acids)
Source: RefSeq, a predicted model, not a curated record